Messenger RNA from Paramisgurnus dabryanus, 2628 nucleotides. It is a transcript of the gene ciroz, whose product is annotated as ciliated left-right organizer protein containing ZP-N domains. The record is from RefSeq and is a predicted model, not a curated record. Lineage: Eukaryota; Metazoa; Chordata; Actinopteri; Cypriniformes; Cobitidae.
UUUUUUUGAUCGUGAUCAGAUGAGGGACUUGUAUUUUCUGUUGAAAGAGGCCAAAAUAAUGUAAGAUUUUGAGUGGUUCCACUGUAAUGUUAUUGUGUAACCAUAUCUUAUUACAGGUUCAUUACAUCAGAUCCAUAAGACAAAGCAUUGUCAAAACAAUAGACUAAUUAAUAAUAGACUAGUGAAUAGGUCACUCAUUUUAUCAGUAUAAAAUUAUUUUAACUAAAUUAAGGAAAUGACGAAACCGACCUAUAACAUUAAAUAUUCUCAGAAAAGAAGAAACAAAAGCUGUCACUGGGACAGUUCUCGGUGAAGAAAUAUAAUGAAUGCAACCUAAUAUUUAGGUUGAAUAUUCAGAUUUAUAUCCAGAAUAUUCAUUUAUAUAUUUACAAUUAUUUAUUUUCAAUAUUCAGUGCACUGCGUUGUGUUUUAAGGUUAACAGAAAGUCUGUAAAAUGUACCAACAGCCUAAUGUCCAUUUUUUUCUAUAUUGGAGCUUAAAGAACCUGGACCUGUAAGAUGUGUUGUGUUACUUUUAUCAAUAUUCAGCCUAUAUAUUUAUAUUAGAAAUUAUAAUAAAUGCUACCAUAGUGCUUUGCUUUCUUAUGUUUUGUUUUUAUUGUUAAAGGUUUUUGUGAUGCAUUAGUGAAUGAAAGAGGGAGAUUUGUAAUGUUGUACAGGUGCAGGUACAGGUGCACGUGAAUUUCUUUCACACCUGUGCAUGUCGUAUCAUUUUAUGAAGAGGUGGGUCAGCUUUAUUCUCACACUUACUUGUAAUUCAAGUGACCAAACACAGCUGACUUUGCCAGUAUUAAAGCGGAUGUGUCACACUUUCAUCCUCGUAUACCACUGUGCAACGUGCCAUGGAUCUGAUGCUAACAAGGGUUUUACUUAUUUCAAUACACUUUAUUAUGCCUCUAUGGUGCAAUGUUUUGCGACUUCAGAAGAGAGACUGGAUAGGUAGUCCAUCUGAAAGCAUAGCAGAUAGUGAUGUUGAAUGUUUUUCUGAGUAUAUGGAACUUUGGAUCCAUAGGAUAAGAAUUGAGGAAUUGAGGCUUUGGCUUUCUGGAAUAUUAAGGAUUCAAGGGGCCUUGGUGUCACUGGAAAAUUUAAAUAGUCAACUCUCUUCAUGUGGGUUUGGUCUGCAUAGAGAUCUGGACAGGAACUAUGUCUUCAGAGUCAUGUACAGCGGAUGUUUUGUCCAUUUAGAGCAUGGAAAUUAUGUGAUUGUAUUGAACCUGCCAAAGAGAAUAAAUCGUUUUGGAGGAAGGACUCAGACGUUUACGAUGAAGUGUCCUGCUGUGCUAACACCUCCUUAUAGAGAAUACAUAAAGUGUGAUUCAGAAUUCAUUCAGGUUACAAGAGAGAUCCCCAUGGAUAACUGGAAUAAUGAGUUGGACUGGUCUCUGGCUUUAGAAGGGAGUUUAGUGGUGGAUUUGGAUGACGCCAGUCUGAUUCAAGUCAAUGUCGAAGUGCAAAAACCAAAUAUAACGGUUCAAGGGAGGAGAGACACAGUCUUAAGUACUGUGCAGGAGGGACAAUUUUUACCACUCAAACUGGUUAGUGGUCAGUAUGCUUACAGCAUGGAGGCAACCUGUCCAAAUGUGAAUCAGUCAUCAUCUAACAACACAGUGUUGAACAUCUAUAAACGGCGUAUGGGCUUGACCAAGAGAGCUGGAAAUCUGAAUGAGUGCCUCACUAUCAGCAAUGUGAUAGUGAACCAGACCAAUUCAUUCACCUGGUCACAAACUACUGCUUUUGUGCAGCUUAUCAUUCCUACAUCCCACAUUCAAGAGAAAAGGGAAUGCAUUUCUGUAGAGGGUAAAAAACUCCAGCAAACUUUCUAUAAGAUAGAUGCUGUCCUUACCUUUAAAGAGACAAAUCACAAAAUGCACUGGACCAUGGAGAACACCUCACCAUGCUCGGACAUGUUAAGUACGGCCCUGAUGACAAACCCGCAAGUUCAUAAGGUCCAAAACACGUCACGUUCUUAUGUGGACAUCACAGACAAUUCUUCCAUCAAAGAGUUAACUGCUUCUGUGCAACCACACACUACAUCUGUAGCACCACAUACCUAUCCAACUCCUCAUAACACCUGAGACUUGCAGUACACCAUCUGUGCUUUCAUCAUCAAUAGAAACAGUGAAAAAAAAAAGAAAUGUUUACAGAUACACUCAACAGAGAAAAGCAAAACAGAGAUGUCAGUUCUGAUCUUUAUCUGUGUUGCAUCAUUGGAAUGGGAGGGGCCCUAAUGCACAUCAGAUGAAAAUGCAGGUACCAGCUUGCACCCGUGUUAGUGCUUUUACAUAUACAGUUUCUCCUACAAUUGGUUUUGCAUUAAACACGCCAGAUGUAAUGACAGAUGGAAAUACAGCUACACAUUCGGUCAUCUUCAUUCAGAUGGAAUAACAAUAAGCCGGUCAAGUGGAACUAUGCAUCUUUUCUGUUGACAUGCAAAGUGCUGUAUAUGUACAUAUGUAUGAUAUGAUUACAUAUAAGACUAUGUGUUGGUCAUACCAUUAUAAUAAAAACCCUAAGCUAUGUGUGUUUUACCUCUCAAUACCUGGUUUACAGCUGUAUAUAUUUUCACUAGGUUACUUACUAAAUCUUUCUUUUUACUUUCCUGAAC